Molecule: messenger RNA, 4619 nt
Organism: Branchiostoma floridae (Florida lancelet)
Lineage: Eukaryota; Metazoa; Chordata; Leptocardii; Amphioxiformes; Branchiostomatidae
Product: Fanconi anemia group D2 protein-like
Exons: 45
Coding region: 189-4583 (1464 amino acids)
Biological process (GO): mitotic intra-S DNA damage checkpoint signaling; homologous chromosome pairing at meiosis; interstrand cross-link repair
Cellular component (GO): nucleus; condensed chromosome
Molecular function (GO): DNA polymerase binding
Source: RefSeq, a predicted model, not a curated record
GAUCUCGCGAGAUUUCGCGUCACUUCACAUCUGGCGGGAAAAAUCAAGAUGGCAGCGAAAGUUUGUUGUUGACGAGUUUUCCUAACGUAUCGUCAGGUUUUCACAAGAAACUAUCAUCCCAAAAGAACUGUCUUCUAUCCCCUGGAGAACAUCACAGGCCGUCUCAGACUAUACUAGAACUCAGCUCCAUGGCAAAGACAAAGACAACCAAGCGGAGGAGGAGCUCUAGUGAUGAUGCAACAGCGACCAAGAAGAGUCGAGCGGACGGUAAGGCGGUGUGUCCAGGAGGGGUGUUGGAGGACCACUCUGUGUUUGGGCAGCUUGUCGGACGGGCGGGGCUGGUGCUGACAACAGGAAACCAACCCAACCAACUCUCUGUGGACCAGGCAGUGUUCCAGAGGAACCUCAGAUUGGCCAUCAAGAAACAUCAGGACUAUCCACAGGUUGUUGAUGAAUUUAUGGAGGGACUACUGGCUCAUGUGGAGGACCCUGAUAGGUUUAGUAGCAGCCUGUUGGCCACAGUGACAGCAGCAGAAUGUGAAGACAGUUGCCGUGGAGGAAAGCAGGACUGUAUGAUGAGACUUCUACUGGGAGUGGAAAUUAUCCAGCCCAAGGUGAUGAUAGUUCUACUGGAGAAGUUGCCAGAGUUCAUGGGUGAUGAUGAUCAGGUGUUUGACAGUGAGGCCAUGGCCCAGAUCCCCCGACUCAUACUCAACCAGUUCCGCUGGCUGGACAGGAUCGUGGACAGUAAGCUGUUAUGUAGGAAGAUGUUAGAGAUGCUGGGGAUCACUACACUGGACAUCCAGAGAGACAUCAUCUCCUGUCUACCUGAGGUCAUCGAGGACACUGAACACAACAACGUGGCCGCACAGCUCAAAGACAAGUUGAAUGACAGACAACUCAUGGUGGCAGUCUUGGAUGCUCUCUCUAACCUGAAUGUUCGACCAGAUCUUAUGACUGAGAUCCGUCUGGCUGUUCUACGGAAGGUUCCCGGAGUAGAGCUACAGGACCUGCCGGUGGUGGUCAAGUUUCUACUGCAGUCUGUCUCUACCUAUGAUGCUGUGGAGGUUGUACGAGAAUUACGGGACCAGCUAGACUUGACACCAGGUCUGUCUGCAGACAGGGGAGCUGCAGCAGGGAACUCUUCCCGUGGCAGUGAGGCCCUGAUACUGGACGCCAUACGGUCAGGUAUCACCUUCCAGAAGGCUAUUGCUGAAGCCUGGAUAAAGGCUGUAGAAAAUGUCCCAAAUGCAGCAGAACACAAGGAUAUAGAUGUUCUUGUUCUGCUGUUGCUCCACUCUACUGCGGUGAGUAAGACACGGCGCAGGGCCGUGGAGGGGCUGCUGAGGGCGAAGGUUCGCGCUGGUAGGUUCACUCACGACCUGCUUAGGAAAACCUUCACUACUCAUGCACAGAUCCUACGUGAGUACUUCCAGUCAGUGUUGACCAUAUCAGAGGUUCUCCUGCGGUCCCCAGAGCCAGCUGUGGAGUUGUUUGGGUGCCACAUGUACCAGGAAGCCUUCAGUGCUUUUGACAUGUACUGUAGACAGGAGGUGGUUGGUUCCCUGGUGACCCACAUUGGGAGCGGAGUGACCAGUGAGGUGGACUCAGCGCUGGACGUGUUGUGCCAGCUGGUCAGGGACAUGCCGUCCGCCAUGGCACCAUUCUCUGUCUUCAUCAAGGGAGUUCUGGACUACCUGGACAACCUGACGGUAGCACAGAUCCGUAAGCUGUUCUCCAUGCUGGGUACCCUGGCGUUCUCCGGUACUCAGGACGGAGCACACAUCCAGGACGACAUGCACAUCCUCAUCAGGAAACAGCUGUCCAACACUACACCCAAAUACAAGAGAAUGGGGGUGAUUGGGGCCAUCAUGGUGGUUCGAAGCCUUGGUGCAAAAAGACAGGAGGGAGCCCCCGCUAUCAGUAAGGAUUUCUAUGACCAGAUAACCAGCCUACUGGGUAUGGUCCGGACCAGCUGUCAGCACAUGCCUGAUGAGUACGCACUGUUCAUGGAUGAGCUGGCCUGUGUCAUGCAGAAAAGACAGCUGGAUGAAAAAGUGGAGGCGUGGAUCAGUGAGGAUGUCCUGACAGACUUCCAGGAUGACUAUGUGGUGGAUGUGGAGGCUGACAGGAUCAGUCAAAGUUCCACGACCCUGCCCCUGGACCUGUGCUAUAACCUUGAGGAUGGAGAUGAGCUAGAGGAGGGGAACAUUGCAGUGAACUUGCUGCCACUGCUGGAGGCUGCUCAGGAGAUGAAGGGUUCUCCUGCCAGGAAGGGCAAGAAAAGGACGGUGUCCCCAGGGUGCCUGGCCCCACACUUCCGACUGCUGCGGUACUGUGAACAGGCCCAGAGGGGUGGGGACUUGGAGGGGAUAGAUGCACUACUGGGUUGCCCCAUGUACCUGUUUAAGGAGGAGACAGUAGAGAAGAUAGAGUCCCUGUCUGUACAUGAGAGGGAGCUGAUGUGUACAGCACUGUUCCACACACUCAACUGGUUCAGGGAGGUCAUCAACGGUUUCUCCAGCCAGAGUGACGCAGAGAUGAGAGGGAAGGUGUUGGUACGGCUACAGAACAUCACACAUGUGCAGGGGCUGCUCAGGACAUGUCUGGCAGCUACACCAGGGUUUGUCCCACCCAGGGCCAUCUUUGACUGUGAGGUUGAGACCAUAUCUGUACCAGCUCCUGGUGCUGCUAGAAAGGGAAGGAAAAAAGGAGCAAAAGGGGGUAAAAAGUCGCCUGUGGGAGAGAAGUCACCAGACCCAAAUGACACCAUCUCAUCGACAACUGGAACUCAAGAUGGGACCCAGGCAGAAAAGCAGGACUCCACUGAGGGAGACAAGGAUGACAAACAGGCCAGUGUGAACCUGGAACAUUACAGGGCUUUCUUUAGAGAGUUGGACCUGGAAGUUUUCUCCAUCCUGAAGUGUGGGAUGGUGUCCAAGUCUGUACUGGACACAGAGAUGCACACAAAGGAGACUACUGUACUGGAGCUGCAGCCCAGAGAGCUGCUGUUCCUUCUGAAGGACCUGAACCUCAAACUUGAACAUGUUCUUAUUGCAACAGCCAAACGCAAAACUUUCCUCAAGACCAAGAGUGAGCGGAACAGUGGUUUCUCGCACCUGGACCAGUACACUGCUCAGGAGGUGGCUGAACAGGUGGUGCAGCUGCUGCCAGCUCUGUGUGAUCACCUGGAGGCCACCUGCACCUACUUCCAGACCCUUCUGGAGGAGAAUGAUGGGGUGGUGGAUGGUCCCUGGCGACACCAGGCACAAACACAGCUCAUGUCUGCUGUCUUCUCCCAGCUGCUACAGGCACUGGCAAGGGUCUUCUCAUGGAAUGGGUUCACUGGUACUGAUGGUCAGAAGCUCCUACAGCAGGCUGUGAACACGCUGGCCGGCAGGAUGAAGGUGUCGUCCACCACACAGGCCUCCAGCCAGGACACCAUCUCACACGCCUUCAGAUACGUGGAGAACUUCCUGAGCACUGCACCCAGCCUCAGUACCACCGUCUGUCUCAUCAGGCUGCUCGUCUCCAUCUCUGAUAAGGGCAGCCAACCAGAACUCUUCAACUCCAACAUAGUGGUGCAGCAUAUGCUAACUAAAAAGAAGAAACUGUUUUCUGAAACUUCUUUUGAUUGGAUUGUUGCGUACUGGUUCCCUACUGCAGCUGAACAUACCCAGACCAUCCUGAAGAGAGAAUGGAUAGGAAAAGAUGGACAGAGGGAGAAGGGGGCCAAGUGUAAUGAGGACUUACAGUUUGUUCUGAAGACCUUCCUUGAUUACUCGGAAGACAAGUUGUCGUGUAUCGAGCACCUAGCAACUGUGGGGAUACCAGAACUGGUGGAGGCAGACAAGAACGGCUGCUCCAACUCCUACCCAACACUUACAAGGCAGUCCCUUGGUGUAUUCUACCGUGCAAUGAUGAGUGAGCUUGUCGUGUGUGUUAAGGACAUCCCAGCUGGGAAAGUAUCAGAUGCUGCAAAGGUUCAAGUUGAAAGACUGUUCCGUUGGAGCAUUGCUGUCAGGAUUUUCCAUAUCCUGAUCAACUUGGUCAAGGCAUUUGAUGGCAGAGUCUACCUUGGAGCAGCUCAAAAGUAUGGCCGUAUGUUUGUGGAGGUGUUCUUGCGACAGGGUAUGCCGGUUCUUGAUAACGUCUUCAAGACACACAAGGACGAUGUGCACAGCCUACUGAAGAACCUUCAGCUCAGUACUCGGGCCAUGCACCACAUGUGCGGCUUUUCCAAGGUCAGCAAGGACGUGGUGCUGACCAACUACGUGCCACUGGUCAAGAAAACCCUGGAGAUGUUUGUGUAUCGGGUCAAGGCCAUGCUGACCAUGAACAAGUGCCUGGACGCCUUCUGGCUGGGCAACUUGAAGAAUAGGGACUUACAGGGUGAAGAGAUCAGUUCCCAGGCCUAUGCUGACCCGACUCCUGCUGACGGACAGUCAGAUGACGACACUGAUAACGAUGCCACAGAGCUGCCAGAUGAUGAUGAUGACGAUAGCGACACUAUGAACCUGGAAGAAGAAAGUGUGGGCAGCAAUGACAGUGUGGAUGGAGAAUCAUAUAGUGAGAGCUACUAAUAAACAUCAAGUGGACCAUCCUCCUAACGCCCGGUC